This is a messenger RNA of Myxocyprinus asiaticus (Chinese sucker), 2965 nucleotides long. RefSeq names its product C3a anaphylatoxin chemotactic receptor-like. Gene Ontology annotation, molecular function: complement component C5a receptor activity; G protein-coupled receptor activity. The transcript has 3 exons. Gene Ontology annotation, biological process: inflammatory response; phospholipase C-activating G protein-coupled receptor signaling pathway; complement receptor mediated signaling pathway. Gene Ontology annotation, cellular component: plasma membrane. Lineage: Eukaryota; Metazoa; Chordata; Actinopteri; Cypriniformes; Catostomidae. The record is from RefSeq and is a predicted model, not a curated record. Bases 131 to 1102 code for a protein of 323 amino acids.
GUUGAAUUGUUUGAUCGUGACUCCUCUUGUGACCACAUCUGCAGAAUUUCUUCAUUGGGGAAUCAGUAUUUAGAGGUCUUCCUGUCAGUUCUUGGAUCAGUAUCACUUGUGCGGCCAACAAGCUAAGUAAAUGGAUAAACGGGACGCUUUGGACAGCAUCGGCUCGAUCACAGCGAUGGAGAAAGAUUACUUCUCAGUGAUUUCUCAGAUCUUCUACUAUCUGACAUUUCUGCUCGGAGUUCCUGGAAAUGUCUUUGUUGUGUACAUCGCUGGAAUGAAGAUGAAGAGGACCGUUAAUACGAUAUGGUUCCUUAAUCUAGCGAUUGCAGACCUCCUGUGCUGCUUUUCCACACUGAUCUAUAUAAUACGGUACUUUAUUGAUCACUGGCCAUUUGGAUCUGUCAUGUGCAAGAUUCAUCCAUUGGUUAUGGUUGUCAACAUGUUUGCCAGUGUCUUCAUCUUGAGUUUGAUUAGUCUAGAUCGGUUUACACAGGUGAUCACACCAGUUUGGGCUAAAAAUCAUCGCAGUCUGUUGCUUGCACGACUGUCCUGUGUAGCGGCCUGGGUCCUGGCUAUAGCUCUUAAUGUGCCCUUUAUUAAAUUAAGAGAAACUAAAACAAAACACAACAACACAUACUGCCUAUUUUUUCGUUAUGAUGACUUUGAAACAUAUAGAAUGUUGACUAUCAUCAGGUUUGUGUUUGGUUUUUUGAUUCCUCUCAUAUGCAUCACGACAUGUUAUGGAUUCAUCGCACGAAAGUUAGGCAGGAGUCGUUUUCACUCUGGACGAGCGUUUCGCAUCAUGUUGGCUGUUACUGUGGCCUUUUUUCUGUGUUGGUUGCCAGUCCACACUGUGUUUUUGAUCCGGAUGUUUGGUGUGAAUCAAAGUACCAGGGUGGCCCAGAGACUUGUCCGAUUGGUCAUCUCUUUGGCGUAUUUCAACAGCUGUCUGAAUCCAGUUCUGUAUUUUUUCAUAGGGCAGGAUAUUAAGGAGAAGUUUAAGCUUUCAUUAAAGUUAAAACAUGUUUUUGAAAGAGCUUUCUCUGAGGAGGGGACACAAAUACCACAAUCCACCGAGGCACAACAAAUGCAAUCAUUGUAGUUUGAAAAGUAUAAAAAAUCUUAAUAAUAAAUCUUUCGUCAGAAUAUCUUUUGCCUCUUCUACACAAAUUUUUUUCUUUUCAAAACUAUCACAUAUCGCAAUCUGAAGUCUGAUGUGUAAAAUGAACUGAUGUAAAAUGAUAAAACAUAACAGGUAGUGUAUUCUAGAACUUUUAGGAAGUGUGUCUGGUGUCCUGUGCAUUUCAUUUAGAUUUAUUUAAAGUAUCAAUAUGUAAUUUUUCAAGUUUAGAUUAAAAAUAUAUCCUUCAGGUAACAACUGCAUGUAACCAUGGUGUAAAAUAUACUGUGUAGCAACAUUUGCAAUGUAACGUGGAGAAUAUAGAGAAGGAAUUUGGACAAAAAUGAAUGAGAAAAAAAAAACAAAAUUAUAGCGAAGCUAUGUUUUUUUAUUUUUUUUAAAUUAUAUUUUAUUUGAUAAAGAACUGUUUAUGUCUUGAAAUGAACUUGGCGGGGGGUUGCAAAUCAUAUUUUCACCCAAAAUAAUGUUUCCUGCUAAUGUGAUAAUUCUCUAAAAUAUACAGAUGAAAAUGAUUCAGGUGGGAAAUAUAGAGAAAAAAAUCGACGUGACCAAGUUGCAGAAAAUCUGACUAAACAGUCCUAAUAUACAGUAUGUAAUAUGCUCUUAUGAAUAAUAGAUUCAAGAUCCAGAAAUCAAUGUCAAGUCGACUCUUGCCAUCUUCUGCUGUACUCUAGACAAUGAAAAAUUGCACAAGGGUAGAAAAUAUUAUAGAUAGUUCACUUAUCCCACCAUGAUAAACUGUACACACUUAUUUCUGCAUAUAUUCAGUGUUUAUAAAUUUACAUCAGUUCUUAACCAUCUUUCUGACUGACUUUAAACCGAUAGAGAGAGAGAGAGAGAGAGAGGAGAAUUUUCAACAACCUUUUUAUUAAAACAUUAUCUUACACCAAUUACACCAACUUCUAUUAUGAAAAUAAAAUAAAAUAAAUAAAUAGAUAAACAAAUAUAUAACCUUAUUUCAACACUUCUGAAAUCAUAAGUUCACUGUUAAUUACUGAGCACAAUACAUUGUCACAGCACCACUCAAUUACAAAUGUAUUCAUUGCACCCAUUAACCAGUAAAAAUUAAAAUCAAUAACAAUUCGUGAUUUCACAAUUUUUUUUGAAAGCCAAUACAAGAUCUUGACCCCAUUUCUGUUCUAUUUUGUUCCUCCUAGUUAUAUAAGUAGCUAGUUUUGAUUUACCCACAAUAUAAUUGAACAACUGACAUUUAAACUUUCUUUUUCAACUGUAAGUAUAACCAAGGAUAAACUCCUGCAUCGUAAAAGAAGAAUCAAAUAACUGUUUUAAAAUAUCAAACAAAAAAGAGAGUCUGUUACAGUACAUGAAACAAUGGAACACAGUUUCUCUUUCACUACAGUAAAGGCAUUUUUCACUCACAUUAGGGUUCAACAUACACACAAAAGAAUUGUAGAAUCUCCAAACUGUAUCUGUUCUAUCCUUUAAAUGUUUUGCAUUUAUCACCUUCACUAUGUUCAUAUACAAUAUUUUCCUUUUUUCUGAAAAAUAAAGAAAUAAAUAAAAAAGUUGCUCAUUAAACUCCUUUAUCAACAAAGGACUGUUAUCAUCUGGAAAAUUAAAAGCAGGUGUAAUACUUUUAUCUGGGAAAAAAGUCUUCACAGUCUGGAGUAAUAGAUUCCCUUUGUAUUCCUCAAGCAAAGCUCUUCUGUUUUCAAAGCUCCAUGCAGUUUUUUUUUAAAAAACAUUUGGUAAGUCUUGCAGAUCUCACUCCGAGAAGAGUUGUGGUUGCUUCCACAUGUCCAGAAUCAGGACCUGCUUUACUUAUAUGUUUCAACUGUAGAGAUUUACUUCUGUAGAGCAAGU